Pseudomyrmex gracilis is the source of this 759-nucleotide messenger RNA. It is a transcript of the gene RpS8, whose product is annotated as 40S ribosomal protein S8. The coding region runs from base 98 to 724 and encodes 208 amino acids. NCBI's taxonomy places the organism in Eukaryota, Metazoa, Arthropoda, Insecta, Hymenoptera, Formicidae. Gene Ontology annotation, molecular function: structural constituent of ribosome. Gene Ontology annotation, biological process: translation; maturation of SSU-rRNA from tricistronic rRNA transcript (SSU-rRNA, 5.8S rRNA, LSU-rRNA). The record is from RefSeq and is a predicted model, not a curated record. The transcript has 5 exons. Gene Ontology annotation, cellular component: cytosolic small ribosomal subunit; ribosome.
AGAGGUCGUUGUUGCAGGUCGAAUAUCUGUGGUUUAGUUUACAUCGUCUAGUGUGCGGAGUUUCCGUGUCUUUUUUGUCGCCGAUCCGGGUAGCAAAAUGGGCAUAUCAAGAGACCAUUGGCAUAAGAGAAGAGCUACUGGUGGAAAGAGAAAGCCCAUCAGGAAGAAGAGGAAAUUCGAAUUAGGUCGUCCAGCUGCAAACACCAAACUUGGACCGCAGAGGAUUCAUACUGUUCGUACGCGGGGAGGCAAUAAGAAAUACAGAGCCCUCAGAUUGGAUACAGGUAACUUUUCCUGGGGUUCUGAAUGUACUACCCGAAAAACUCGUAUUAUUGAUGUUGUUUACAACGCAUCCAACAAUGAGUUGGUACGAACUAAGACUCUGGUGAAGAACGCUAUUGUCACCAUUGAUGCCACACCAUUUAGACAGUGGUAUGAGGGUCAUUAUGUGCUUCCUCUUGGCAGAAAGAGGGGUGCUAAAUUGACAGAAGCUGAAGAAGAGGUAUUGAGCAAAAAACGUUCGAAAAAAACAGAAUCUAAAUACAAAGCUAGGCAGCGAUUUGCCAAAGUUGAGAUUGCUUUAGAAGAACAAUUUGCAACAGGUCGUGUUCUUGCUUGCAUAGCGAGUCGUCCUGGUCAAUGCGGAAGAGCGGAUGGCUAUAUCUUGGAAGGGAAAGAACUUGAAUUUUAUAUGAGGAAGAUUAAGAGCAAAAAGGCGAAGUAAGAAUAUGUAAUGGUGGUUCUUCAAUAAAAAAAAAA